UGUGAGUGAGUGAGUGAGUGAGUGAGUGUAAGAGAGAGAGAGAGAGAGAUAGAGAGGGGAUCUCAUCUGUCUGAAGUCAUUCACAGGAGAAGCGCUGUAUUUCUCCUGAUGCGAGCAGGAGAAAUUGAUCAGACUUUCAGAGUGUCUUUAUUUCAUUUCCCGGACUAACCCAGCAUGGUGAAGUGAUCAGGCGCCAAUUGUAGUCUGCGUUGAAGAAGUGUCACACUUGUCGCUCAGUGGGAAGUGAAAACCUCCGUUCGUUGUGGUAUUUUUAGGUCGAGCGUGUUAUCAUUGUCGGAAAUCUACUCUCUGCCCAGUCUACAGCAAGAACAAAAACUACAUAAUGUUCCAGUGAUGUGCGUUGUUGGCAUCAUCUCAGCCCCUCGAGAAGUUCAUGGGAAAAAGGCACUGAGGGGAAGGCGCUGAGGGGAGAGGACAGCAGAGGAGCAUUUGUACCAGGAGUGGAUGGAGGCGACUGUGUCCUGUGUGCGGCGUUAGGAGAGAUGACAGCUCCAUCUGAAGUUGAAUAAACCUUUUUUCACAGCUUUCUGAGCCUAGCAGGUGUUGAGGAGGUACUACAGCUGCUUCCCGGGAGUCUGGUGGAUGUUUCUGAAAGUGUUGGAGGUGCAGAGGCUGAGCUCAGCGGCUGCCAGGCUGCAGCUAUGGUCGUUGAGGCGAGGUUUCCUCCCUCUUCAUCAGUGAGCUCACCGUUUGUCUCACCAUGCCGGAAGACCCCAUCGCCUCCUCCUUCUACAUCGUCCUAGAGCUGCUGAUUGCUGUGUUCUCUGUGCUGGGCAAUGUGCUGGUCUGCUGGGCCGUGGGCCUCAACAGCAACCUGCAGAGCAUCACCAACUUCUUCGUGGUGUCGCUGGCGGUGGCUGACAUCGCCGUGGGUGUCCUGGCCAUUCCCUUUGCCAUCGUCAUCAGCACCGGCUUCUGCUCCAACUUCUAUGGCUGCCUGUUCAUUGCCUGCUUCGUGCUGGUUCUCACGCAGAGUUCCAUCUUCAGCCUGCUGGCCAUCGCUAUAGAUCGCUACAUUGCAAUCAAGAUACCGCUCAGAUACAACAGCUUGGUAACAGGCCAGCGGGCACAAGGUAUCAUCGCCAUUUGCUGGGUUUUAUCUAUCAUCAUCGGUCUGACUCCCAUGAUGGGCUGGCACAAGUCGUCUGAGAGCAGCAACAGCACUUGUGCGCCCGGCCUGAUGAAGUGCCUGUUUGAGGGGGUGGUGGUCAUGGAGUAUAUGGUCUACUUCAACUUCUUGGCUUGUGUACUGAUUCCCCUGGUGCUGAUGCUAGCCAUCUACCUGUGUAUCUUCAUGGCCGCUCGCCACCAGCUCAAGCUGAUGGAGGUCAAAGUGGUUCAUGGAGAGAAGUCGCGCUCAACGCUGCAGAAAGAGGUCCAGGCUGCCAAGUCUCUGGCCAUCAUUGUGGGGCUGUUUGCAGUCUGCUGGCUGCCUUUACACAUCAUCAACUGCUUCACCCUCUUCUGCCCUCUGUGUGAUCGUCCUCCGGCCUGGAUCAUGUAUGUGGCCAUUAUUCUUUCCCACGCCAACUCUGUGAUCAACCCCUUCAUCUACGCCUACCGCAUCCGGGAGUUCCGACAGACCUUCCGUAAGAUUAUCCGCCGCCACAUCCUGGGCCAGCAGGAGGUGUUCGGAAGAGGCAGCAGUCAGCACAACUCCACUCACAACAGCAUCACCGACUCCAUCAGACUCAAGGCAAACGGCCUCAGCGUUGACCUUUUCCCUGAACACAGCAGCAGCAGCAGCAGUAGCUGUGAAAGCUCAUGCCGCUGCCCUACUCGCGUCUCUCCAGUAGGGGGCAGUCUGGCGACAGUAUCCCGCCCCCCACUGUCAGUCAUCAUCUCCCACUGUUCUAAGAUGGGCCCUUGUCCACUGCAGACUAAAAUUCCCAUAGGCCAUCAUCUACAUUAUGCGGAGCAGCAGCAUGACUUCGCUGGACCAGAAGUCGUAGAGGAUAAGGGCAAACAGAAUCUGGGCUCCGCCAAGGACACAUUCCUGUUCAACAAGCAGGAUAGAAUGAGCCUUCGUGAGCUGGCAAAGGUGUCCUGACCCAUGCAGAUUCACUACUUUUCAGGAGUAACAUGUCAACGUUAGCUCAGCAGCAGCUCACAUCGGAUCGGGAUAAGUCCUGAUGUGCAAUGGAAAUGGGAGCACUGUAAACGGAUAAUGGACAACAAAUGUCACCAGGAUAACUUUAAUCUCCUUGCCCAUGAUCCAUAAUCUCCUGUCAGCACUAUUUAAACACAGUGACUUUUUUAAUUUAAAGCAGACUAAACGUCUGAAAGCACUGCUAAUGGCCCAAAUAGGUUUUGCUGCUUAUGAGGUUUAAAGCGACGGAGAGACUGACUAAGGUGCAGACACUUCACACAUCACAAAGGGCUCUGCAUUUAUUUCAACAAACAAUAUUUCUAAAUGCUUUUGCCUUCUCUUUGCGAACAGCUAGAGGUCAAAACAAAUGCACUGUUACCAGUGAAAUUGUCUGACCCACCAAAGCUUAGCCAAUAUGGAGAGAAGGGAUAGUAUGGACCUCUCUUAAAAAACUCUCUUACUCUCUUAAAAAAUUAAGAAUGAAAAAAACAUUAAUUAUAGCCUGUUUUUAGGAUGUCCAUCUUUGUUUAAUUGCAGGGUGAAAUAAUAUACCAGAGUGUGUGAGUGAUUUCCUCCUGCCAUUUCUGUUCUGAAUGGGUUAUUAUUAAAUUAUUGGUACACUUUUACAUUUUUCAGGGAUGUGGAUAUAAAUGCAUUUUCACCUUAUACCACCAUACAAGGACUAAUUUGUUAUGCAGUAUUGCACAAUAAUUUGCACCAUUUUUAGAUUCAGUCCGUCCUGAAGACCUGCAUGGUGCAGAGACAGUGUCAUAGACCUGCUUAGCAAAGUGCACACUUUUUUAGAGAAAGUUAAACAUUUUUCACAUUCGGCCUACUCCUUUCUCUUACAUUGUAAUUCAGUUUCAUGGCAUAGAUCUACGUACAUUCCGACAUAAAAUGAAUGGGUUCGAAUUGGACUAAAACAAUAAAAACAGUACUUGCACCAGUGACAGAUUGGUUAAUAUUUGUCCAUAGCAAUCUAAUGGUUCACAUGUUUAAAAGUGAAGGGUAAUGUAAUGCUGAAAUGUAACCUUGUGUUUUUGUUUGCUCAGUGUGACAAUGUGACUUGACUUAUAUUCAUGUAAAUGUCGACUUCUGAGUUUGAUGAAUGAUGGGAAAUAAUUGUAAGAGGAUUGUGAAUGAUUAUAUUUUAGACUUAAAUCAAACUCAAGGAAGAAGUUCUGUUUUUUAUUUGUCAUGAUAAUUGUGUCCUCAGUCCAGAACAGCUGUUGCUUCUGUGUUAUCACCAUAGACUGUAAAAAUAAUGGACAAAACUUCCCGGUCUGAAAAGUGAAGCCAAUGUGGAAGUGCCUUGAACCUGCAUUCUAUCUCAUUUCCAGCAAGGGGAGACUCCACUCCACAGAAGUCAGAUUACAUAGAAGUCUAUGAAAAAAUUACCCUACUUCUCAGUAAACAUUUCAUGAUGAGUUUUUGGUCUCAAUCGCUAGUUUCAUGUCUUCUUCAGUACAGCAUGAUUUUCAUUUUGUAAAUUAUAGUCCCAUUCAUUUAAUUAAAAUUUAAUUUAUUUAAAAAUUGACGAUAAAGCAGGGGAUGCUUUAAGGUGUGGCUACACACUCACCCGUCAAUCAUGACAGAGCCUUAGCAAUGUGUAUCCAUGGCACUGUGUACAAUAAAAUAGCCAUGAACUUGUU
This is a messenger RNA of Perca fluviatilis (European perch), 3762 nucleotides long. It is a transcript of the gene adora2aa, whose product is annotated as adenosine A2a receptor a. Gene Ontology annotation, cellular component: membrane. Bases 722 to 2071 code for a protein of 449 amino acids. The transcript is spliced from 3 exons. Gene Ontology annotation, molecular function: G protein-coupled adenosine receptor activity. Lineage: Eukaryota; Metazoa; Chordata; Actinopteri; Perciformes; Percidae. Gene Ontology annotation, biological process: adenylate cyclase-activating G protein-coupled receptor signaling pathway; G protein-coupled adenosine receptor signaling pathway. The record is from RefSeq and is a predicted model, not a curated record.